CUUUCUGUUUCAAGAUGGCGUCGGCUGCCUUUUUAUAGGUGAGGUCGGAGGAGGCGAAACCGGUUGGGCCGCAGCUGGGAGGAGAAAAUACGUAGCGAGAAAGCACAGCCCUGACGGAGGGGAGCUGCCCCGCCACUCCCAGUCGCAGCCAUGGCCGCCGUGGUGGCCAAACGGGAAGGCCCCCAGUUCAUCAGCGAAGCAGCCGUCCGGGGCAACGCAGCCAUCCUGGAUUAUUGCAGGACCUCCGUCUCCGCUCUGUCGGGGGCCACCGCCGGCAUUCUCGGCCUCAACGGCCUCUACGGCUUCGUCUUCUACUUCCUGGCCUCCGUCUUGCUCUCGGUGCUUUUGGUCUUAAAAGCCGGACGGCGAUGGAACAAGUACUUUAAAUCCCGGAGGCCUCUCUUUACCGGGGGGCUGAUCGGGGGGUUAUUCACCUAUAUUCUUUUCUGGACUUUCCUCUAUGGCAUGGUGCAUGUUUACUAGGAGGAGGAGGAGGAGGAGGAGGAGGAAGAAGAAGGUAUAGCCAGAACAGUUCUGAGGAGCGUGGCCCAGGCAGGGUCCCUUCCUCUCUGAUGCCCUAAAACUGAGGGUCCUGGCCCGCUGCUUGCACUCUCCGCCCGCUGCCUAACGUAUGUCAGAACGCAAGCCUGUAGAAUCCUGCUAAUUAAAACAGAAUGUGAACCCCACCCCACCCCAAACCUUUUUAAAAUGAUGUGUAAAUAACCUGUCCUCCAGUCCAGAGGAUGUUCCGUUCUUCUCGUUUUAUCCCUCAGCCAGACUUACUCCCUCUCUCUAGAAUUCUGUUCUAACUCCCUUAGCCAACCUUCGGAGACUUGAACUGCAGUGUAACCAAAUCUACAAUUUUUUGGGGGGGGAAAAAAUUCUACAUCAAUAUUCAGUGCUUGAUCUGUUUUGUGUGCACCUCGGUUGAAAGACUUCAGAAGGAAAAAAAACAACAGUUUUCAUAGCCUGGUUACAGGCAGGCUGUGUGUGGAGGGAGGGACACUCGGCCUGGAGCUACUACUUACUUCCAAGU
Protobothrops mucrosquamatus (brown spotted pit viper) is the source of this 1036-nucleotide messenger RNA. It is a transcript of the gene EMC6, whose product is annotated as ER membrane protein complex subunit 6. The coding region runs from base 151 to 483 and encodes 110 amino acids. Gene Ontology annotation, cellular component: endoplasmic reticulum; EMC complex; membrane. The record is from RefSeq and is a predicted model, not a curated record. Lineage: Eukaryota; Metazoa; Chordata; Lepidosauria; Squamata; Viperidae. The transcript has 2 exons. Gene Ontology annotation, biological process: protein folding in endoplasmic reticulum; autophagosome assembly.